GCCAUCCCUAUGCCGUUUUAUUGUUAUCUUUUGUAUACUUGCUGCUAAAAGAUGCAUUUAAAUGUUGUCUACGUCACUGUUGGCACUACAAAAUUCGAUGCAUUAAUUGAUGCCAUGUCGUCCAACCAGGUGCUGUGCGCUUUGCAAGAUCUCAAAUGCCAAAAGCUUGUGCUGCAACAUGGGAACUCCACGCCGGUGGCCGAGUCAGAAAUCCGGCGUAUCAAUGAGAAAUAUGGCAUUCAAGUGGAGCAAUACAAAUUUCGCCCGAAUGUGGAGGAUAUUAGGGCUGCCGAUGUGAUCAUUGGACAUGCUGGCGCCGGUACAUGCAUGGAUAUAUUGAAUAAUGGCAAGGCAGGACUAAUCGUAGUGAAUGACGAACUGAUGGACAAUCAUCAGCUGGAAUUAGCGCGUCAAUUGGCAUCUGAGAACUACCUGUACUACUGCAGAGUGCAUGAGGUUGCCAGUAAACUAAGCACUUUGGACUUCGGAGCUCUAAGGCCCUACGAACCAGCCACAAAGAAUAUGCAAAUGUUUAUAGAGGCAUUAAAAGAACUGAUGAGUCAAUAGUAUUUAAACGGUUUUUGUUUUGGCGCUGACGCCUGAAGCGGGCGCUUUAGAUAUAUAUAUAUUUAUAUUAAUGAGUAAACACGAUAAACGACUAUGAAGAACGUUAGACAAUGUAAUAGGGCUAUACGUUGCAUAAAUUCACGAUUAUUAAUUAUAUAAAUAGAACGAUUAAUAAGCAGAUUUCUAUUAAAUUCCAUUAGAUUGGCAUAUUAUAUGUACUAAUUUAACUGCAUAAGCGAUGAGACUCUCUACAUGCUUUGGUUGUU
This is a messenger RNA of Drosophila novamexicana, 833 nucleotides long. RefSeq names its product UDP-N-acetylglucosamine transferase subunit ALG13 homolog (gene Alg13). The record is from RefSeq and is a predicted model, not a curated record. The transcript has a single exon. Gene Ontology annotation, molecular function: hexosyltransferase activity. Gene Ontology annotation, biological process: dolichol-linked oligosaccharide biosynthetic process. The coding region runs from base 52 to 567 and encodes 171 amino acids. Lineage: Eukaryota; Metazoa; Arthropoda; Insecta; Diptera; Drosophilidae.